Molecule: messenger RNA, 1248 nt
Organism: Aspergillus nomiae NRRL 13137
Lineage: Eukaryota; Fungi; Ascomycota; Eurotiomycetes; Eurotiales; Aspergillaceae
Product: monocarboxylate permease
Exons: 3
Coding region: 1-1248 (415 amino acids)
Biological process (GO): transmembrane transport
Cellular component (GO): fungal-type vacuole membrane
Molecular function (GO): transmembrane transporter activity
Source: RefSeq, a predicted model, not a curated record
AUGGACGGAAUAUCUAACCGGGGAGCCAACGAGAAGGGCGUUUCUGAUCAUGAGACACUUGAGACGAGAGUCAAAGCUUCUGUUAAUGAUACAACAUCUAUUCCAGAUGGCGGGAUCACGGCGGGUGUCCUGAACACGUUUGGCGCUUAUCAGACCUAUUAUGAGACCCAGGAACUGUUUCCCUCAUCCUCAUCGAGUAUAUCCUGGAUAGGUUCAGUGCAGUCGUCUUUGCUCCUCGUCUUCGGUUUGAUGACCGGUCCGCUGUAUGAUGCAGGCUACUUUUAUCCCCUUCUUGUUAGCGGCUCAUUCAUGAUCGUAUUUGGGCAGAUGAUGCUGAGCCUCUCCAAGGAGUACUACCAAGUGUUACUGUCACAAGGAUUCUGUAUCGGUAUUGGAACAGGCUUAAUUCUCAUUCCUGGUAUUGCUGUGCUCUCCACCUAUUUCAGCACGAAGCUGGCCCUCGCGAAUGGCGUUGCAGCUGCUGGCAGUGGAUUGGGAGGUAUUCUAUAUCCGAUGAUCUUUCACCGACUUCUCGAUCGAAUUGGAUUUGGAUGGACCUGUCGGGCAAUUGGCCUCGUCAUAUUAGUCACCAUAGCCAUCCCUAUCACGGUCCUUCGAUUACGAGUGAAGCCAUCUGGCAAACGGAAACUCUUGGAUAUUGGGGCAUUUCGUGAGCCCGCUUAUACUUUCUUUGUACUGGGAGGAACUCUCGAGUUCAUCUCGCUCAACAUCCCAUUUUACUAUGUUCAAUACUUUGCCAUCAGUCAGGGGAUCGCCGCCAAUGACCUUGGAUUCUAUCUACUCUCAAUUUUGACCACCGGAUCUGUUAUGGGGAGAAUAUUACCAAACAUAUUUGCCAAUAUUAUUGGCCCAUUCAACAUCAUCUUUACAUGCACGGUUAUCUCGGGGGCCUUGGUGUUUGCUUUGGUUAAUUUAUCUAACCUGGCGGGAGUGGUCAUCGUGGCUUUUCUGUAUGGUUUUUUCACUGGAGCAUUUGUGUCCCUGCCACCCACCUGCUUUGUCAAGCUUUCCCCGGAUCGGGCUCUUAUUGGCACUCGAAUGGGAAUGGGGUAUGCAGUGAUGACCGUCGGAAAUCUAGUUGGGACUCCCGCUGCUGGGGCCAUCCUGCAAAACCGGGGCUUCAAUGCCGUGUGGAUCUUUGGGGGUGGGGUUUCGAUUGCAGGAGGAAUAGCUAUGAUGAUUAGUAGGAAUUUCCAAGGGGGAUGGAAGGUGCUAAUUCGACAGUGA